Molecule: messenger RNA, 2768 nt
Organism: Labeo rohita (rohu)
Lineage: Eukaryota; Metazoa; Chordata; Actinopteri; Cypriniformes; Cyprinidae
Gene: fkbp4
Product: FKBP prolyl isomerase 4
Exons: 10
Coding region: 333-1685 (450 amino acids)
Molecular function (GO): peptidyl-prolyl cis-trans isomerase activity; protein binding
Source: RefSeq, a predicted model, not a curated record
UGCAGUCCGUUCUAGACGCUGCCAUCUCCUCUCUCUAGCAGCUCUGGAAAGUUCGCGGAGUCGCGUCAGUUUCCAGCGGCGGGCCGAACGUUAUAUAAACGCCUGUCGAGGCUUGUCUGCGGACUCAGAAACUACAUUUAACAAGCACGAACCGUCAAAGUCGCGCUGUGGAGCACCAAAUCCAUUCCUGAUAGCGAAAUAAAUUCCGUUUAGCCCUGCAGACGUCGAGUCUCCAGUGAUUGUUGUGAAGGAAAGACCUGAGAGACGCUCUGUGAGGAGAGGGGAUCUAUUCUUUGGGCUGUUUCGAAGGAAAUAUUCAUAUUAAAUCAAAGAUGACCGCAGAAGAGGUGGUGAAUGAAGGCUGUAGCAUCCCCAUGGAGGGUGAAGACAUCACCCCGAAGAAAGAUGGAGGUGUUUUAAAGAUGGUCAAGAAGGAGGGUACAGGAACCGAGUUGCCUAUGACCGGUGAUAAAGUAUUUGUACACUAUGUCGGAACGCUGCUUGAUGGCACGCAGUUCGACUCCAGCCGUGAUCGAGGAGAGAAGUUCUCCUUUGAGCUGGGCAAAGGUCAGGUGAUCAAAGCCUGGGACAUCGGUGUGGCCACGAUGAAGAUUGGUGAGAUCUGCCAAUUGAUUUGCAAACCUGAGUAUGCCUAUGGAGCUGCUGGCAGCCCACCCAAAAUCCCACCUAACGCUACCCUUGUGUUUCAGGUGGAGUUGUUUGAGUUUCGUGGGGAGGACAUCACAGAUGAGGAAGAUGGUGGAAUAAUUCGCAGGAUUAUCACUAAGGGGGAGGGUUACACAAAGCCUAACGAGGGUGCAUCUGUGGAAGUGUGGUUGGAGGGCAGUCACGAGGAGCGUGUUUUCGAUGAGCGUGAGCUAAAGUUUGAGGUGGGAGAUGGAGAGAGUUUGGGUCUGCCUCCAGGUGUGGAGAAAGCCCUGCAGGCUAUGGAGCAGGGAGAAGAAGCACUCUUCACCAUCAAACCAAAGUAUGGCUUUGGAGCUUCUGGCAGUGACAAAUUCAACAUUCCACCUAAUGCUACGCUGCAGUACAAAAUCAUACUGAAAGCAUUUGAGAAGGCCAAAGAAUCCUGGGAGAUGAACGCGACUGAGAAACUAGAACAGAGUGUCAUCGUCAAAGAGAAAGGAACUCAGUAUUUUAAGGAGGGGAAAUACAAGCAGGCAUCCAUGCAGUACAAGCGCAUUGUGUCCUGGUUGGAGCACGAGUCCAGUAUGCUGCCUGACGAGGAAGAGAAAGCCAAAACUCUGCGAUUGGCUGCUCAUCUCAACCUAGCUAUGUGUUACCUAAAGCUGCACGAGCCAAACCCUGCCCUAGAGAACUGUGACAAGGCACUGGAGCUGGAUGCAAAUAACGAGAAGGCGUUGUUUAGGCGAGGAGAAGCACUGGUUGUCAUGAAGGAGUUCGACAAGGCGAGAGCAGACUUCCAGCGCGUUGCUCAGUUGUAUCCAGCCAAUAAGGCUGCGAAGAGUCAGAUCAUGCUCUGCCAGAAACAUAUCAAAGAGCAACACGAGAAGGACAAACGCCUCUAUGCCAACAUGUUCCAGAAGUUUGCAGAGAGAGACGCCAAAAAAGAGGCGGAGCAAGAAAAGGAACAGGACAAGAAAGAAAACGGUAGUGCAAUGGAAAUAGAUGAAAAUGGAGCCCAGGAACAAACCGCAGCAUAAUAGCGUGCUUGCGUGUGCGUUUGUAUUAUUUACUGUCUUUUGUGUUAUGUUGGGUUUUUUUUGUUGUUUUUUUUUAAAGAGGUUUUUUUUUUUUUUUUUUUUUUUUUUUUGUACCUUCUAUAAUAUCUGUCCCCCUGAAGCGACUGUGUUUGUGCGAGUGAGGACGCGUACUUGCUUCGAUUUCUAAUCUAAUGUAGCAAGUGGUUUGCUUUUGUACCGCGGCCAGAUCCUUGCGGCCAGGUGUGCACUUGCGUAUGAUUGCACAUGUAUAUGAAUGUUUAUGUGUGAUACUGUAAGGCAGCUAGUCGGCUUGGCCGUGUUCAUUGCUGCAUCUCUCCGAGAGAUGGUGGAAAUAAAGCGGACUGGCUCUCAGCCUGUAGCCUGUACCGCAGCCUCUCGCGUCGGCAGCAAAUCCGUCGCUGAUCCUUAGAAACUUUUGAGUCGCACUGCUGUAAAAUAAAGCGCUUUUCUGUCCUGUCACUAAACUUUACUGAAAGUGCAUGAAAGGGCAAAAAAGACUGUUUUGAUUUCUUUGAUUUUGUAAACAUGAUUUGUUUUUUCCUUUUUUAAGAAGAUCUUUCCACUGUUAAAAUUCUUCACGUUUAAUGUUUCACAACUGGAAGCAUUUUGAUCUCUGCUGAAGUCUUACAAGCAUUUUAGAGGAGAAACAACGCACCUUUCCUGUGAAGAAUCAUCUAGUUUCUGCUUCACUCAUUUUUUGUGUGCAGCCUUUUCGGUGAGAUUGUUCUAGUGGAUAUUAUCAAUAUGAGGCUUUGCCAUUUUAAAAUGCAAAGCGAGAACAUGAACUUAGACCUACAGUCUCUUUGUUUUUGCAGUUUUGUCCCUUGUCUCUUCAUCAUCUUGUGGACAAGAUUUCCCCAUGAUUUCUCCAUAAUCGCGCUCGCACACUGUAAUCUGAUGGUGAACUGUCAUGGCAGAAGAGGGCUCCGUGUGAGCUCGAGCAGGACAGAAGUACUGUCGUGUGGUUUGCGUGGGUUAAAGCGAGGCAUACAGAUAGUUCUGUUCCCAUGUCCUUGAUGCACCUCUGAUGUUUACUAGAACAAUAAAACAAACUCAAGAUCC